AUGACAACUAUUAACUUAAGUAUCACUUCCAAUAAUGUCAUGUCUAUUCACCCUCGAUUCUCAUCUUUUUUCGAAAUCUCUGAAGUUUCUAACUCACUGGAACAUUCAGUAUACCUGAAAAGUACACAAGGAAUCCUUUUUCAAAAUUCUUCAUUUUUAGUUAUACUAUCAUCUCUUCCAGAUUCUUCAAUAUUAUGUGAUGAGGGAAAAUCAUCUUUUCUUAUGAACUCCUCAACGUCAUUACUUCCGAUAGUAUCUGACCGUGUUUCUUAUUUUUGUGGUUAUAUGACUACUUAUUCAUCCCUAAACGAAAAAGUUCCUUCCUCGUGUCUUAUCUUCAUUAAUAUGAAAAAUCAAAGCAUUAUAAAUGAAAUCCUUAGUUCAAUUUCUAAAACUUUGUCUCAUUGCAAAGUAAUUACAGUUAUAAGAAUUAACAAUAAUGAUAUUGUCAUUAAGGACCAAUUCGAAAGACUACCUAGUUGUAUGUCUGACCAAACAAUUAUUCCAAUUCCUUCUCAGUCUCUUUUAGAGCUUAUCAAAACGUAUAAAAAUGAAGAAAAAGAAAUUGAAGUUAUUAUUGCUACUGAUGAAGUGAAAUUUCAAACCGAAAUAUUUCCUUUGAUUAGGGAAGGUCAUUCAAUUACAUUAUUAUGCACAGAAGAAGAAGGGAAAAUGCAAAAUGACAUCAACCUUUAUCAUGGAUUAGAUUGUUCUGUUAUUCACCAUGAGUUAAAUGAAUCAUUCUUACAAAAGAUAUUUGAAAGAAUUCGUCAGAAAGAGAAAUUACCAAACAUUAAAUAUAAUGAAAAUGCAAUAGCAAUACAAAACUCACCAAGAAGUUUUGUAAAAACACGAAAAUCACUUAUGUUUAUGUGUCCUGCUAUGGAAAUCAAUGAAAUCAUGUUAGGAAAUAAAAUACCAGAGAGAAGUCCAAUUAGUUGUGCUGAGGCUGUAUUAUAUUUAUUUCACCAAAUGAAACAAUGGUCAGUUUUUCAUUGUGUGAAAGAACAAGAGAAAUGA
This is a messenger RNA of Entamoeba nuttalli P19, 1020 nucleotides long. Its product is annotated as protein phosphatase domain containing protein. The record is from RefSeq and is a predicted model, not a curated record. The transcript is spliced from 2 exons. The coding region runs from base 1 to 1020 and encodes 339 amino acids. NCBI's taxonomy places the organism in Eukaryota, Evosea, Mastigamoebida, Endamoebidae.